UUUAUGCAUAGUGCAACUCCACGCACGUUUGUAUUAUAAAUAAAUAAUAUACAGACUUAUAACCACAUUACUGAUCACUUUUGAAUAAAUCUAGCAUAAAGAUUACAGGUGUCUGAUCAUAAUAAAUAGCAUAGAAUAAAUACUGUGCAAUGUGUAAAUGCAGUUGCGAUUUCGCAUUGUGUGCAUGAACGCAAUGUGGCUUUCCGUCGUUAACGGAUGGUAUAUUUGCAAACUUCCAAUAUGUCAUGUAAACUUUAUCCACUUCCGUUUAUGAAAUGAAUUGAAAGUUUGAAAAUGUCAUGAUAUUGUGAAAUAAGCGAUUUACAAAUUAUGAUACUACACCGUGAACACACUGUAGAUAGAAAGGAAUUGUAAAACAGAACGGUGUACUUUAUUUAUUUGAAUUAAGUAUGCAUGGUUUUAUUUAGUUUCUUGGUGGUAAAAAAUGUCCACAUCAGAGUCUGUUGUGGGAUGUAUUAGUGAAGUUACGCUUGCAAUUAGUAAAGCAAGGGGUUCUCAGUCGGGCAAUGUGAGAGUACUUGACAGUCCGGACUCUGAUGGAUCUGGCCAUUCGAAUUCAUUUACUGUACAGCGAUUCAGUUAUCCUCAAAAUGACAAUGCAAACUCAGACAUUUUACAUCCCCCACUGACUGGUGAAGAUUUGAGAAUACCAAUUGUCGGAUAUGAAGUUAUGGAGGAGAGAGCUAGAUUUACGGUGUACAAGUUACGUGUAGAAUUAAAGAAUGGAGACUGUUGGUUUGUAUUUAGAAGAUAUACCGACUUUGUUCGUUUAUUAUCACAAUUAAGAAGGCAGAAAGUACCAGUUGUACAUUUAAGUUUACCAAGAAAAAAGUGGCUUGGCGAUAAUUUUGCCCCAAGCUUUUUGGAAGAAAGAAUACGUGGUCUCCAAGCAUUUGUUAAUGGAAUAUUAAGCAGUCCUGUGCUUGUAGGAACUGCAUGUGUUAGAGAAUUUUUCUGCCUUGACGAGCCACCUGCUUUAUCCGAUACAGCCGAGGAAUCUAGAGCAAUUUUUGAAGCAUUAGAAGAUACUAUUUAUCACUUAAGGCAGCAAUUAAGAGAAAGGGAUUCAGCCCUUGCAGCUGAAACAGCUUUAUGCAAUGAACUGCAGAAAAAACUACAUCAAAUCCUAAGUGAAAGACAAACGUGCCCUAAAUGUGGUGCAUCACAAUAACAUUUCGUUAUGAUUUAUAUGUAAGUUAAUUUUAAUAAGAUAUGACGUACUACAUAGAGACUGCUAUGAAUAGAUAACUCCACUAUUUCUGUUACAUUACUGCGUAUAAAAAUUUGUUAUAUCGAGAAAUUGCUAAAGAUGAUUAGCGAAUUUUAUACAUUCGUCUACGUACUUUUUAUUCUAUUGACUUAUACAAAGCACCUUAACUUUUACGUGAAGUGACAUGUGUAAGAUUUCUUAACGUAAUAUAAGUACAUUGAGCUUUCCUAGCAUUAAACAUCCAUCUUAAGUUUAAGAAACCUUAAAGAGGUGCCUUACAGUUUACGGUAUAUGCUCCAUUUUACAGUCGAACUAGCGACUUGACUACAUACAAAUAUAUUCCAAAGAGCGUUAAUCUUUGGUAUUUGAUAAAAUUUUAUAUAUUUUGUAAUGUUCUACAUGUUAAUAAUUAUGAUGUUUAUACAACUAUAAUUGACAUUAAUAAUAUUUAUUGUUAUGUUAUUGUGAAAUAUUAAUUUAAUUGAAAUGAUUGGUAUUAAAAUAUUA
Ceratina calcarata is the source of this 1738-nucleotide messenger RNA. It is a transcript of the gene Snx16, whose product is annotated as sorting nexin 16. Gene Ontology annotation, biological process: early endosome to late endosome transport; endosome to lysosome transport; protein targeting to lysosome. Lineage: Eukaryota; Metazoa; Arthropoda; Insecta; Hymenoptera; Apidae. Gene Ontology annotation, cellular component: early endosome; late endosome. Bases 446 to 1192 code for a protein of 248 amino acids. The record is from RefSeq and is a predicted model, not a curated record. Gene Ontology annotation, molecular function: phosphatidylinositol binding. The transcript has 5 exons.